Coturnix japonica (Japanese quail) is the source of this 2333-nucleotide messenger RNA. RefSeq names its product cleavage stimulation factor subunit 1 (gene CSTF1). Gene Ontology annotation, biological process: mRNA 3'-end processing. Gene Ontology annotation, cellular component: mRNA cleavage stimulating factor complex. Gene Ontology annotation, molecular function: protein binding; RNA binding. Lineage: Eukaryota; Metazoa; Chordata; Aves; Galliformes; Phasianidae. The record is from RefSeq and is a predicted model, not a curated record.
GAGGGCGGUCCCGGUGUGUUGGUGUCGACAAGCGGGACACCAUAGGGAAAAAGAAGAUGUCCGGUCGUCGCGUGGCUGCAGCGUGUGACCGACGGCAGCUGCCGCGGGGCAUGGGGAGUAUGGGGAGCAUGGCAGCUCCGCUGCUCGACCCGCGGCCGCUACGGCUGCCGUUUCUGGAGGCUGACAGUCGGCUCCAAUCGAUGUGCGGGCGCUCGAUGCAGCAGCCCUCGCGGAGGAGCGUUCUUCGGUCUCGGCCGCCGCCGCCGCCUCCUCCUUUACCGCCGCCGCCGAUCGAUGCGCUCAGAGCUCCGGUCGCCAUUUUAGGGGCAGAGCGAGGGAGGCAGAAGGAAGGGUCGGCCCCUCCGAGGCAUUCCUUGCUCACAAUGUAUAGGACAAAAGUCAGCUUGAAAGACCGUCAGCAACUUUAUAAGCUAAUCAUUAGUCAGCUCCUGUAUGAUGGAUACAUAAAUAUUGCCAAUGGUUUAAUAAACGAGAUCAAACCACAGUCAGUUUGUGCGCCAUCUGAACAACUGCUGCAUCUUAUUAAAUUAGGGAUGGAGAAUGAUGACAGUGCUGUUCAGUAUGCAAUUGGACGGUCAGAUACAGUAGCUCCAGGCACAGGAAUCGACUUAGAAUUUGAUGCAGAUGUACAGACCAUGUCUCCUGAGGCUUCUGAGUAUGAGACUUGUUAUGUCACAUCUCAUAAGGGACCGUGUCGUGUAGCAACGUAUAGCAGAGAUGGACAGCUAAUAGCUACAGGAUCUGCUGAUGCCUCAAUAAAAAUUCUUGAUACGGAGAGAAUGCUGGCCAAAAGCGCUAUGCCCAUAGAGGUCAUGAUGAAUGAGACAGCACAGCAAAACAUGGAAAAUCACCCUGUUAUUCGGACUCUGUAUGAUCAUGUGGAUGAAGUUACAUGUUUAGCUUUUCAUCCGACAGAACAGAUCCUAGCAUCUGGUUCAAGGGACUACACACUUAAAUUGUUUGACUAUUCAAAACCUUCUGCCAAAAGAGCCUUCAAAUACAUACAGGAAGCAGAGAUGUUGCGCUCAAUCUCUUUCCAUCCUUCUGGAGAUUUCAUACUUGUGGGUACCCAGCACCCUACUUUACGACUCUAUGAUAUCAAUACUUUCCAGUGUUUUGUGUCUUGCAAUCCUCAAGAUCAGCACAUCGAUGCCAUAUGUUCAGUCAAUUACAACGCCAGUGCAAACAUGUACGUGACGGGCAGUAAGGAUGGAUGCAUCAAACUGUGGGAUGGUGUUUCAAAUCGCUGUAUCACUACUUUUGAGAAGGCACAUGAUGGAGCUGAAGUCUGUUCUGCGAUUUUCUCCAAAAAUUCCAAGUAUAUCUUGUCAAGUGGAAAAGACUCUGUAGCUAAACUGUGGGAGAUAUCUACUGGUCGGACGCUGGUCAAGUACACAGGAGCUGGUUUGAGUGGACGUCAGGUGCACAGGACACAAGCAGUCUUCAACCACACGGAAGACUACGUGCUGCUGCCAGAUGAAAGGACCAUAAGUCUCUGCUGCUGGGAUUCGAGAACUGCUGAGCGAAGAAAUCUCCUUUCUCUUGGGCACAACAGCAUUGUCCGCUGUAUUGUCCAUUCUCCCACCAACCCCGGCUUCAUGACCUGCAGUGAUGACUACAGGGCUAGAUUUUGGUACAGAAGGUCAACAACAGAUUAAGGACACCUUUAUAAAAGAAUGAUUAUCCAGAUUCCUUAUAUCAUCUUCUAUUGAUUGUACUGCCAACAGAUGCCUAAGUGAGAGCUACGCUGUGUCUGGUUUUUGUUUUGUGUUUCUGAUUCUGUCAGAGGGCAGAAAAAUAUUGAAAUACUGAAACUGAAGUUUUGCCCCACGCUAAUUUUUUUUAUUAGUGUGCGUGGCAUUAAUUUUUUUUUUUUAAAGUCAUCUCUGAUUUUACUCAAGGAGUUGGGGUGUGGAAUAAAAUGAUCCUUGCAGGAAGGAUUAAACUUAUUCUCCUGUCUUUCUGAAUCCUGUGAAAGAUAAUGUGACUAAAUCUUGCUCAAACUGGGCAGUGUGAGCCGGUUUUGCUCUGCAUUGUAUCUGUGCAAUCCCCCUAAAGUCUGUUUAAAGAAUGGAUUACACGAGCGACGGUAGAACUCGGCGAAUGUUUUAAUGAAGCCUUAAGCCAUCUUCGGUUCCGAUUCACGCUUUGAAGCUCUUUUAUAUCUUUCAGUUUCUUUCCCUCAGUUGGCCAAGUGGGCCUCUGGUUCUGAGCCGGUUUUGUGCCAUAAGAAUUUGAAACGUGGUUUUAAAUUGUUUAGAUGAAUUGAAGAAAUGGUGUUCUAGUUCUGAUAUUAAAGUUCAGACUUGAAA